Molecule: messenger RNA, 3084 nt
Organism: Penicillium verhagenii
Lineage: Eukaryota; Fungi; Ascomycota; Eurotiomycetes; Eurotiales; Aspergillaceae
Product: sodium/calcium exchanger protein
Exons: 2
Coding region: 1-3084 (1027 amino acids)
Biological process (GO): intracellular calcium ion homeostasis; transmembrane transport; monoatomic cation transport
Cellular component (GO): membrane
Molecular function (GO): monoatomic cation transmembrane transporter activity
Source: RefSeq, a predicted model, not a curated record
AUGAACCAAUUUUCUUCUAUCCUGCGGCCUGCCGUUCGCAAAGGGCCUCGGUAUUCCGUCCGCCCGUUUUACACUACUCUUUUGGUAUUCGCGGUCCUUGUUGCACUAAGCUGGGCUCUGCGCAGCAACAUCAUUGGACAGUCCCCGCGACGUACUACUACAAAUGUGUUCCUGGCCAGGCGGCAAGGUGAACCUGAGUGCCGCGAAGUUCGUGAUGUCACGAACCAAUGCGCGUUUAUACAUACAAAUUGCCCCGACCACCAAGAUGGACUAUUCUCCUACUUGCAGCUCUAUUACUGCACGUUGGCAGAUGCGAAACCUCUAGCUUUCGCCAUCUUGCUCUUUUGGCUAGCACUCCUUUUCAGUACAAUUGGUAUAGCGGCCAGUGAUUUCUUGUGUAUUGACCUAAGCACAUUGGCGAGCAUUUUGGGGUUGAGUGAAAGUCUUACUGGCGUCACUUUCCUCGCGUUUGGCAACGGCAGCCCUGAUGUAUUUUCCACAUUCGCCGCAAUGCGCUCAAAUAGUGGUAGCCUGGCGAUUGGUGAGCUAAUCGGUGCAGCCAGCUUUAUCACCACGGUCGUGGCUGGUUCCAUGGCUUUGGUCCGACCUUUUAAAGUGGCACGGCGAAGCUUUGUCCGAGACAUUGGGUACUUUGUGGUUGCUGUCAUUUUCAGCAUGUUCCUGUUGGCCGAUGGCCGACUUCAUGUAUGGGAGUCAGCUGCCAUGGUGGGACUAUAUGUGUUUUAUGUCCUGAUGGUUGUAAGUUGGCAUUGGUAUUUGGUCCGGCGCCGUCGGAAGUACGAAAGAGACCUCGCAGCACGGACCCACUUCCACAUUCCCGAAAACCAAGAAUUGGAUGUUGAAGAGCCGAUGGAGGAUGACGAUCCCGGAGUUGCUUCGGAAUCGCGAAGUCUUCUCCGUGGUGCAUCCACUGAUGAUUUUGACCUUUUGGAACGUGUUGAGGCACUUCCCAUCUGGAAAGAACAAGAGGACGAGGAUGAUGAAACCCGUAACCGUUAUCUUGCUGAAAUCAGUGACAACAUGCAUGUUUAUCGCCCACCUAAUCGGUCCAGACGAAACACAAUGAAUCCCAUUCGGCCCAGUCUUGUCGGAGCACUGGAAUUCCAGUCCGUGCUCCACUCACUUCAAAAAUCAAGAUCGACGAAUCGCAACCCAACCAUUAGCCUGAAUAGCUACUCGGACGAUGGCGAAAACUCUCAAGCUUUCGACACUCGAUCAAUUGCAUCACACCCUCGAGCCAGUAGACCACCUGCUGUCAGCGAUCGCCUGUCGCCGUCAAGUGCAUCGGGCUCCUCACGAGUUCGUGCCGUAUCAGCUAAUGAUGCCGAAGGGCUACAACUUGAUGCCAGUGUACUAGGCCGCCAAACAGAGCAGACCCCACGCCUGACUGUAACGCGGCCCUCCAAUGGACCCGGUGACGAGAUGCUUCCCCGCAUAGACACUACUGCUGCAUUGACGGCAUCGCCAUCGUCUUCCGUAUUGUCAUCUCCAAUUUUAAGUCCAGUGGAUUUAGUUCCUCAGACUCCAGAUCUGUUGGCACCCCCAGGAGCUUUCCAAUCUCCCAAUUAUCUUACUGGUGCGACACACGGGCGAUCCCCCGCUCCUGUAUCCCCGCGAGGGGGCUCCAGUCUUCGGAAUGGAGCCACACCAGAGAGCCCAUCUGCGCCAUUUCCUGCGUUCAUUGACCUGCCAUCUGGACAUGGAACAUCUUCUCGCCCAGCUAGCAUUAGACUCCCUUAUGCAGCUAGCCCAUCGGAACCUUUUCUGGUUCAUGAUAAUCUCGAUGACAUGGACAAUGAUGACUCCUCAUUCAAGAAUCAUCUGAAGCGGUGGUGGCCUUACUCAAUCCUGCCCCCUCCCUCAAACAUCGCUUGUACCCUUUUUCCAACCCUGACUGGGUGGAAGUCAAAGAGGAUCAUGGAGCGAGUUCUGGGGAUUGUCGCUGCGCCCAGUGUAUUUCUUCUCACAAUCACCGUCCCAGUCAUUGAACCUGAAGCUCCUGAAUCCACAGAGCCGGAUAUGAUACCUGCUGUGGUAAUUGACGGAGUCCAAGAAAAUGAUAAUUCCGAACCGAGGGUCAGACUACCGGCUGAUAGUCCUGUGCUUUCACCUACUAUUUUGCAUAGCCGUCACGAAUCCUUCCCUCAUCUAUCAAGGUCACAAUCUCAUCGAAAGUCGACGAUUCGGGAUCAGACUAGUCGUCCGCGCUGGGACUCGGAGCUCCCGCCCCCACCACCGGUCGUGUCUGAUUCCUCUAUGCCUGUUAGGGAUUGGAACCGCUGGCUUGUUAUUGUUCAACUUUUCACCGGUCCUUUCUUUUUUGUCCUCAUUGCAUGGUCAAGUUUUGACGAAGAACUAAAUCCCCGAAACCUUCUCCUCCCGUCACUUGUUUCCCUGCUUUUCUCUUUUGUGUUUCUCUCGAUUCUCCUCACCACCACACGACGUCGUCGUUCUUGGCACCGACAGAGCUACAUAGAUCCAUCCAACCAUCAGCGCCAUGAGUCGGUUGAUGAGGUUUCACACCCAUCUCUUCCGGCCUCGUGGAGACCAUUCCUGUCUCUACUUGGAUUUUUGGUUGCCAUUUCCUGGAUUGCAACAAUCGCCACUGAAGUGGUUUCUUUGUUGAAAACCUUCGGUGUAAUCCUCGAUAUCUCUGACUCGCUGCUUGGCUUGACUGUCUUUGCGGUCGGUAAUUCUCUCGGUGACCUUGUUGCAGAUAUCACCGUUGCCCGACUUGGAUACCCCGUUAUGGCUCUCAGCGCGUGCUUUGGUGGUCCGAUGUUGAAUAUCUUGCUUGGUAUUGGCCUGGGGGGCCUGUAUAUGACAUUAAACGGUGGCAACACACGGAGGCAUGGAACUGUUUCUUCAGAACCAGUCUCAUAUGAGAUCGCCAUUUCCAACGUGCUGGUCAUAAGUGGCGCUACUCUUCUACUGGUUCUGAUCGGUCUUUUAAUUGUCGUCCCUUUGAACGGCUGGCGAAUGGACCGCAAGAUCGGUUGGGGUCUCAUCGCCGUGUGGUGUGUGAGCACUGUUGGCAAUGUCGUUGCAGAGAUUGUAUCAUGA